Miniopterus natalensis is the source of this 7633-nucleotide messenger RNA. RefSeq names its product metal regulatory transcription factor 1 (gene MTF1). Gene Ontology annotation, biological process: regulation of transcription by RNA polymerase II. Gene Ontology annotation, cellular component: nucleus. NCBI's taxonomy places the organism in Eukaryota, Metazoa, Chordata, Mammalia, Chiroptera, Miniopteridae. The record is from RefSeq and is a predicted model, not a curated record.
GGCAAUCAUGGUGCCGCUGGGGAGGGGAGAAGCUGCCGCUGCCGCCGUUGCCGGGAGCCGCGGAGACAGGUCAUCACCUCUCCAUUUCUCACAAUUGGGCUGAGCACAAUUGAACCAUGGGGGAACACAGUCCAGACAACAACGUCAUCUACUUUGAGGCAGAGGAAGAUGAGCUGACCCCCGAUGACAGGAUGCUCAGGUUUGUGGAUAAAAACGGACUGGUGCCUUCCUCAUCUGGAACUGUUUAUGAUAGGACAACUGUUCUUAUUGAGCAGGACCCUGGCACUUUGGAGGAUGAAGAAGAUGAUGGACAGUGCGGAGAACCCUUGCCUUUUCUAGUAGGGGGUGAAGAGGGCUUUCAUCUAAUAGAUCAUGAAGCAAUGUCCCAGGGUUAUGUGCAACACAUUAUCUCACCAGAUCAGAUUCAUUUAACAAUAAACCCUGGUUCCACGCCCAUGCCAAGAAAUAUCGAAGGUGCAACCCUCACUCUGCAGUCGGAAUGUCCAGAAACGAAACGGAAAGAAGUAAAGCGGUACCAGUGCACCUUUGAGGGCUGUCCCCGCACCUACAGCACAGCAGGCAACCUGCGCACCCACCAGAAGACUCACCGAGGAGAGUACACCUUUGUCUGUAAUCAGGAAGGCUGCGGCAAGGCCUUCCUCACCUCCUACAGCCUCAGGAUCCAUGUGCGAGUGCACACGAAGGAGAAGCCAUUUGAGUGCGACGUGCAGGGCUGUGAGAAGGCGUUCAACACGCUCUACAGGCUGAAAGCACAUCAGAGGCUUCACACAGGGAAAACGUUUAACUGUGAAUCUGAAGGCUGCAGCAAGUACUUCACUACUCUCAGUGAUCUGAGGAAGCACAUUCGGACCCAUACAGGAGAAAAGCCAUUUCGGUGUGAUCAUGAUGGCUGUGGAAAAGCUUUUGCAGCAAGCCACCACCUUAAAACUCAUGUCCGUACACAUACUGGUGAACGGCCCUUUUUCUGCCCCAGUAACGGCUGUGAGAAAACAUUCAGCACUCAAUACAGUCUCAAAAGUCACAUGAAAGGUCAUGAUAACAAAGGACACUUAUACAAUGCACUUCCAACUCACAACGGAUCAGAGGAUGCAAAUCACUCACUUUGUCUGAGUGACUUGAGCCUUUUGUCCACAGAUUCUGAAUUGCGAGAAAACUCCAAUACAACACAGGGCCAGGAUCUCAGCACACUUUCACCAGCAAUCAUCUUUAAAUCCAUGUUCCAGAAUUCAGAUGAUACGGCAAUUCGGGAAGAUCCUCAGCAGACAGCUGCCUUGAUUGAAAGUUUUAAUGGUGAUGCAGAGUCAGUCAGUGAUGUUCCGCCAUCCACAGGAAAUUCAGCAUCUUUAUCUCUUCCGCUUGUACUGCAGCCUGGCCUCUCCGAGCCACCCCAGCCUCUGCUACCAGCCUCAGCACCGUCUGCUCCUCCGCCUGCUCCCUCCCUAGGAACUGGUUCCCAGCAAGCUGCAUUUGGCAACCCCCCUGCUCUCUUACAACCUCCAGAAGUGCCUGUUCCCCACAGCACACAGUUUGCUGCUAAUCAUCAAGAGUUUCUUCCACACCCUCAGGCACCGCAGCCCAUCGUACCAGGACUUUCUGUUGUUGCUGGGGCUUCUGCAUCAGCAGCAGCAGUGACAUCAGCCGUGGCAGCACCGCCCCAACCACAAAGUACUACUGAGCCCCUGCCAGCCAUGGUCCAGACUCUACCCCUGGGUGCCAACUCUGUCCUAACUAAUAAUCCCACCAUAACCAUCACCCCGACUCCCAGCACAGCUAUCCUGCAGUCCAGCCUGGUCAUGGGAGAACAGAACUUACAGUGGAUAUUAAAUGGUGCCGCCAGUUCACCGCAAAACCAAGAACAAAUUCAGCAAGCAUCUAAAGUUGAGAAGGUGUUUUUUACCACUGCGGUACCAGUAGCCAGUAGCACAGGGAGCUCUGUACAGCAGAUUGGCCUCAGUGUUCCCGUGAUCAUCAUCAAGCAAGAGGAGGCAUGUCAGUGUCAGUGUGCAUGCCGGGACUCUGCCAAGGAGCGGGCGGCUGGCAGGAGAAAGGGCUGUUCCUCCCCACCCCCUCCAGAGCCAGGCCCCCCGCCUCCUGAUGGGCCCAGCCUGAAGCUGCCACCACAGACUUUCUCCUCACCCUCUGUCCCCCGGUUGUCCUCAUCUGCCAUCCCCUCUUCCUGUGAGCAAAGCAGACAAGCAGAGACUCCUCCAGACCCUCAGACAGAAACGUUAAGUGCCAUGGAUGUGUCAGAGUUUCUGUCCCUACCGAACCUGGACCCGCCGUCCAAUCUGAUUCCCAUUGAAGCACUACUGCAGGGGGAGGAGGAGCUGGGCCUGACCAGCAGCUUCUCCAAGUGAAAGGCCCGGAUGUGCUCCCCUCCAGGAAAAGGCAAGCAGGAAGCAUACAUAAGGUGGGGUGCCUACCUUCAUGAGACCUGCAGUAUGAAGGAUGAAGAAAUCUACUGUUUGAAAUCCUCACCUUUCAGAUGUAUUUUCUUUAUUCAUAUCCCAGGAGCAUCCAUUUUAAGGAACUGGUCUUUGGGAAAAAAAAUAACAAAACAAAACAAAAAAAAGCUAAGUUAUAAAUGAACUGUUUGGCUGCACUGUAUGUCACUUUUGCUUAUUGUCAUGUGAACUUGGAAAUUAAGGUUACUCGUAUGCAUAAAAAUUCUAAGGGAAAGGGCGUGGUUUCCAUCAAUCUGAUGUUGCCCAUCGCUUGCACUGGGGCCUUGUGGUCUGGGCAGUGGAUUCAGUGUGCCAAGCGUUGCUCCUCCCUGUGUGUCUUUUGAAUCUGAGGCUGAAGCUUGCUCCAAAGGCCAGACCCUCACUCCAUCAGAGAGGGAAAUGGCAAAGGUAGGUCAGACAGCUGUGAGCUGGACAGGAAUUGGGUGAGAUGGUUUUGCUAUUUGCGCUUGGUGUCAGUGGAGCUCAGAGUGACUGUAGCAGGUGUCAUCCUGCAUCCAGCUGCAGCACAAGUGGGCAGCUAAAAGCCUGACCUGAAGCUGUGCUGAUGAUCUGGUUCUUUGGGGGCCCUAGCAAGCUGUUUGCUAUCUGUCAAUCACGUGUGUGCAGAGCAGGCUCUAGCAACGUGAUCACACUCUUUGCCUUCCUGGUUCUUUCUGUCUCUCAAUUGGUUGCCAGGGUUUGCAGAUCACAGUAAAUUUUUCUUGGGGAACAUCCCUCUUUUGUCCUAGAUUGGACAUAUGGGCUGAUGGCCAGCUGCUGGUCAGUGCUCUGCCUUCCUUUAAUGGUAUUUUUCUUCCUCAGAGCAGAAGAGCUGUGUUUUGCUUAUCAGGUGUAGCGUUAAGAGAGGUUUUUAAAGGUGGCAUGUAAUUGGCAGGCCAGGUAUUCUGGUUCCAGGUUCUAGCCAGGCUUUUGGUUGCCCCUCUCAUCUCCACCUCUCACCCCUCUGAAUUUUGCAUACAGCCUAGUACAGUGCAAAGAAGGAUGUGACUUGCUCAGCUUAGUCACAUGAUGUCUAAACAAAAACAAAAAUAAAAAACACAAAACGAUGAUCUUCUACUCAGGGUAAAACAAACAAAAAAUUCCCCUUCCACCAAAAAGCCUGAAAUGUUGCAAUACGUUGUCUCAUUUGGAAUGUUUCACUAAGUUGUGUUAUAGGAAAGAAGAAUUGUUUUUUGAUUUGUGUGUAGAAUUACAUCCAUCUGUCUGCCUUUGGCUCCAAGUCAUUGCCUCUAAACAUAAUCAUAAAGUACAGUCCACACUUAAAUGGAAAGUUUCUCUCAGCUGGCUAUAUUAAUGCAGUCAUGAGUGCUCACCAAGCUCACUGAGCUCAGAAACUGGGCAUGCCACAGUGUCUAGACUAGGCCUCUGCCUCCCAAGAGCCCCUUCCCCACCUUGAGCAAGGAGCAGGGUUCCACAAACAGCUGCUCUUCAGAGUCAACGAUGUCAGACAGAAAGUAGCCAUAAUUUGCCUUCCUUUUCCACUCCCUAAUGUAAAGAGAUCUAUCUGCAUUUGUCACCCUCCUGUUCUCUGAGCCAAUACUCAGGGCCAGCCAAGACAGUAUCCAGAGCAGAUCAUUUUGGGAGCCAGAAGCCCUGCCUUUAAUAAGAUGUUCAGGGACAGACUUGGACAAGAGGGCAGUGUUGGUGAGCGUUGUUACUGCCGUGAGAAAUGGGCUUAGCCACAAGCAGCUGGUGGUUUCUCAUUCCAGGAGUCUAGGCAGGAGAAUUGGUUUCCUUUUGACUUUCUGCACUCCCCUCCCCCAAAAGCUGGUGGGUUCUGGAGACCAUUGACCUCAGCAGAAGUUGAUAAGGCAGGAGGAAUCUAUUUUACCAGAGCGGGUUGAUCCUGGAAAACCAACUGCUGAGCAUGGCUUGUCCUUGGCUGUCUCUGCACCUUGCCACCAUAGGAAGCUGUUUUCCCCUUCUGAGAGAGCAGCACAAUAGGAUCCCAAAGGUAGUUCAUAUAGGCGGGCAGGAAUGACCUCCUCCCACAUAGAGUCACCUGGGAUUCAGUUCCCUGGGAGCAGGUGGGAAACAGGAGCCCAGGGGAAGCCACUAGAAGGUCCAUGGUUUACAUGUUGCUUCUUUCUGGUAGCCAGGGAUGUGCUACCGUGUUGAGCCUACCCAGGUCAGUAGCUUUUCCCUUCUCCAAAGGUUGGGGGUGAUGAAGAAGCAUCUUAAAACAGUGUUUAUUUAGGCUGACAGGCUUUUCUAGUUGAAGUAUCUGUCUUUGGAGGGUGGUUUGAGAUUGCAAGGGGGACUAUCAAACCCAAUCGGCUUUUGGAAAAUCAGUGUGCUUAAAAUGUCAGUGAGUUGUUGUAAAGAGCAGAUUUAUUCCACAGGAUAGGCAGUCUUUCUUUUCCUUCCUCUUCCAGCACUCUCCUUCCCCACCCCCUCCGGUAAACCUGGCCUUUAGUGCCAAGGACCUUGGAGAAGAGCGAGCUGCUGCUGAAAGUGGAGCCAGACAGAGCCUUCAUGGAGGGUGUGGUUUCCCAAACCUGGGGAUGAGGCUAGUUGGUAAGGUUAGGGAAGGUCUGCAGAUUUCUAGCAGGUGAAAUCAAGCCUUUUUUCUUCCCAUGGUAACCUUAACCAUUUCCACCCUGCAGAUUUAUAUUUCCAGUCCCCACUAGCAUCUCUAGUUAUACUGCUCCUUUACAGGGUGCUAGUCAGAGUCAGGGUUUGGAGUUCAUGGGCUUAGGAGGUGGGAAGAAGCUUUGGCUGGCACCGCCAAACUGCCUUAGUGAAUUUGGCCCUUCCCAGGCAGUGAGGGAAAAUGGCCCUGCGUUUCCUGGCAGGGUCUGGUCAGCCUCAUGGGGGCAUCACUAGUUUGGUGACAGGAGUUAGUGUCAUUUAUUGAAUUCCCUAUCUCCCCCCUACCCCCAUCCUUUUAGAGGGAGAUCUUGGUACAAAGCCUGGGAGGGGCCUUAAUGUGGGUAGAAGCAGGGACUCCCCUUCACCACCUCUGGGAGAGUCAGAAGCUUGGAGAGUUUUAUCUUCAGUGUCAAGGCAGUGGACUGAUGGGUUUAAUGGAGGGUGGGUGGGUUUCCUGAGAGACUUUGUAUAAUGCUGAAUGUGUCCAGAGGGACGAGUUUGCAGAACCUCAUAUUGGUAUAUUAAAGAAAUAAUAAAAUAAAAAAGCACUUUAGGUUAUUUUAUCUUUAACCCAAUUGCUGCAAUUUCUUUUGUUUGUGUGUGUGUGUGAGAGUGUGUGUGUGUGUGAGUGUGUGUGUGUGUGUGUACUUUCCACAAAGUUUUAUUUUUUGCUCAGAAUAAAAAGUUAAAUUGAGGUGUGAAAAGAAAAGCACUUACCUUGGUGCAAUAUGUGUAGCUUGACAGUCGUUGUCCCAUGUUGCCCUGACCUGGCGGUAUUUUCUGCUCCAUCAGCCCUGUACCAGGAGGCUGUCUGUAGGGAAACACUAUUAUGCAUUCUCAGCAACUGCUCAAUCUAUGCAAGCCUUCCCUGUGUGCCUGAGGGCGCCCCCUCAGGCUCUCUAAAGAACUGCUGCGGGUCCUGUUUUCUUCUGCUGACUGUUCAGGCCCUUUUUCAUCACUACUUGCACCCUUGCCAUCUUUCCCCCCUUCACCAUUACAAAGUGAUGCCUGAAAGGAACAGGUUGUUCCUAGGUAGAAACCUGGCACCUUCUAGACUUUUAUAUCUGUAAUCAUGUCCAUUGUCCUUAAUCUUGAAGACCUCCAGAGUCACUGAAACCAUUGAUUUGUGGAACUUGCAACAGUAUUGCUAAAGACUUUUCAGUUUUCCUACAUCACCAAUCAGAAAUAUGUUUGGGGAGGUGUUAGUGGUGGGGAGGCAAGGUGAGCCAUUUUCUUACUGCUCCCACACUGCCCCUGUUGGCUCUUUAAGCAAAAAUGGACUCCAGCCUUGGUUAAAUCCAAUAAACAAAGCUGUUAAAAGUUUACUUUAUCAACUCUUUUCCUUCCCCAUCACUCCUCUCUUGUUCCCCCUCCUACCCCAUUUUAUCUUCAUUCUCAGGCUACUAUACAAUAGGAAAGUUUAAAAAUGCUUCAGCCAAAGCAGAAAGAUGUCCAUAGAUCCAACAUGCACAGUUCUGCUGUGACAUAGAUUGGAAUUGUUCAUUCCUUAAUAUUAGGGAGGGGUAGGCAACAAAACUGAAUUAUGCAUAUUUCUGAUUGGUAACCAGUUUAUCCUGUUUCCUUUUGGACAGUUUUGGGGAAGCUGAUGACCACUGUUUGGGCAUUUCUCACUGUUACGCCUGUUCAAGAGAGGGCUUCUUAGUCUGCACUGAAAAUGCAAAUUAAACUGGAUCUUUAUGUCAUUGUGUACAUAUUACAAGCUUUUUUACUGGAUGCAAAGUUUAAAACCACACACUGCCCUUUUGGUGGUGUGCCUGCUGGGCCAAAAAUUGGGUGAUGAUGUGUCACUUUCUCAGCUCAAUGCAGUUUCUACUCUUUUUCUUACGGGAAAGUUUUUCAUAAAACCUUUUUCACCAAAACCCAGGGGCAUUUUUUGCAAUAUCCUUGUUAUCCUCGUAGUGGUGCCAAGUCAGAGGCCUCUCUUGCUCUCUCCCCUGUGUCCUCAGGCCUCCCCUAGGGUGAUGUUUGACUCUACAGUCUAGUCCUUUGUUGUUUUUUUUGGUGAAUGUGGGGGUGGAAGUUGGAGUUCAAGGUGGUUAUUUCCUUUCCCUGUGAACUCCUAGUCCCUGUUUGGGGAAGGUGGCUGGAAACACGGUUUUGCUGAGUCUCUGGCUUAGAUCUUCUGGCCAGGAAAGGCAAGACCCGCGAGAGCCUUCUUUUUUGACAUACACUAGUCAUUGGCUGGAGGUCUUGGUGACAGUUCUUUAAAUCCCAAAUAGUUUUGUUUGGAUUAUGUAAAGCCUAUCAAAUUCAUUUAAGUGUGAAACAUGGGAACAACGGACUUCCACUGAGCGAUAUGAAAACGUUACAGGUUCAGUACUUCCAAAGGAAGAAACCUCCAAACCCAAAAAAGUAAAUAUGAAUUUGUAUUUUUGAAGAAUGUGAAAUAAUGGUGUUUGCUUAAUUGCUCAUUUUGUAUAAACUUAAUAUUGUACUUUAAAAUAUCUGCUACGAAGUGAAAAUUUAACUUUUUGGAAUUGAAAAAGCAAUAUUAAAUACUAAUGAGAUCCUAAUUAAAUGCUUAUUUAAAUCUG